This is a messenger RNA of Chaetomium fimeti, 183 nucleotides long. RefSeq names its product ATP synthase j chain-domain-containing protein. The coding region runs from base 1 to 183 and encodes 60 amino acids. Gene Ontology annotation, biological process: proton motive force-driven ATP synthesis. The transcript is spliced from 4 exons. NCBI's taxonomy places the organism in Eukaryota, Fungi, Ascomycota, Sordariomycetes, Sordariales, Chaetomiaceae. Gene Ontology annotation, molecular function: proton-transporting ATP synthase activity, rotational mechanism. The record is from RefSeq and is a predicted model, not a curated record.
AUGUCUUGGUUCGGCGUUGCCCCGUUGAAGAAGUUCCCUGCGCCAGUGUUGCGCCCCAUGGCUCCGUUCCUGGCUGCCGCCGUGGUCAUCGCUUACGGCGUCAACUCGGCCCAGACCGCCAUGAUGUCGUCCGACGAGUUCAAGAACGACCCCCGGAACCCCAACGCGAAGGCUGCGCACUAG